AUGUGUCCUCUGCUGCUGCGGAUGCGUAUUGACGUGUAAUUAGCCAGGCCCGUGUACAGCCGACCAAUCACGUGGCGGAGGAGAGGCUGUGUCGGGACCGGCUGGCAGACAACACCGGGGACAGAGCUCCGGUCGCAGCCCAACCCUUCGGCGGUGUCAACACUGACAGCGACUGGACCAGGUCCUGACUUCACCAUCCCGUCUGUUUAGAGCAAGAUGGCUGACGGGGAGCUGGUGAAGAAGAUGCUGCGGGCCAUCCUCCAGGCCAACAAGGGCGGAGUAUCACUGUCACGUCUGCAGUCAGAGUACAAGGAGCUGUCUGGGGAACAGAUACCACAUAAACAAAUGGGACACAACCACCUGGACGCACUACUAGCCAGCAUGCCCUCUGUAAUCCGCAUGGAGCGCAACCGCUCUGGAGAGAUGGUCUAUUUUGCCUCAGGAGCCAAUGAGACAGCUAAUAUAGCCAAGGUGGUGGCUCGCCAGCGCAGCUCCAAGAAGACUGGUCGACCUCACCUGGUCAAUACCCAAAUGAGGGUCAAACCAGCAGCACCACUUGUCCUCAAUGCAAAACCUCAAACCUCUCUGAGGCAACCAAACCACCGUGGGCGAGGUGGGGGUAGAGGAGGAGGCGGCGGCCGAGGGACAGGACAUGGUGACUUCAGACAGGCCAGGGACAUGAGGGAUGGCCAGUCAGAGAGCAAGACUGGGGUGCAUCCAAACAAGAUGUCCAAUCAGAAUACACCCAACAGGAAAGGGAACCCACCUGCAGAGAAGUCAGACAAGAGGAUGACCCUUCCAUCACGGUUUCAUAAGGAGGUACACGCUCACCUUUCCAGAAACUCCCAACAGACUGGACCUCAUUUGGACCUAAAGAGAAGUUCCAGUCCAUGCAAAGGCAAGAGGAAGACUAUCUUGUGUUCACCCUUGAAUCUGAAUGAGAGCCAUGGCUCGGGGAAAGGAAAGCCCUACAACCCUCAGCAGGUCCAGGGUCGCAUCAGGGAGAUCCUGGGAAAGUACAGCAAUGGGUUCUGGGUAUCAAAGCUCCCUCAGAUCUACAGAGAGCUGUACAAACAGGACCUGCCAACUGAGGCCAUAAAAGACCUAGAAACCUGGACACACAUAUGCACUGUAGAGAAAACGUGCAGCAGCAACCCAUCAGAGCUGCUUCUCUACCCUGCCAAGGAACAGACCACCCCAUCCUCCCCUUCACCCAUUCUUACCCCAAACUCUACCACUGUCCCUGCCCCAACUUCAAAUACCUCCACAGAUAAACCCUUGCAUUCCCCUGCCCAACAGAGACCUCCCGCUGCCCAUCUGACUCGCUCUGGCUCUCGCUCUCCACGGUCCCCGCCGUCGUCCUCCUCGUCCCCCAGCCCUCCUUCGUCCCCUGCCACCCUCACCCCUGACCUGAAGCUGAAACUAGAAGAGCUGCUGGUGAAGUACUCCAAUGGCCUGUGGGCACACGCACUGCCCAAGCUCUUCCAGGACACUUACAAAACCAAACUGCCCGGACAUGUCCUGGAGAACCUUCAUCUCCUCUCUGACAUCUGCACAAUCGACUACCCGAUGCCUGACAAUCCCAAGAGGGCCAUUUUGUACAAGAGGAGCAGCACUGGAGGUGGAGGAGGAGAGGAUGAGAACUGCAAUAGGAGAAACUCUUCAACCAGUGAGGAGGAGCUGAGGGUGAGGCAGGAGCUGGGGAGGAGGCUCAGUAACCAUGCGGUGCCUUCUCUGCAGAUCCCCAAAGAGGAGUACCCCUCUGUGCUGGUGGUGGAGGCCACCAACACCAAUGGUGUCAUACUCAGGUACAUUGGUGAGGGUUAUUCCCAGGCCCAGGAGUCCAUGGAGGAUGAAAUGAGGGAGUUUUACGGCCUGGACCAAAGCAGUCCAACUCCUUUGUCAUCACCAUCCUCGGGGCAACUUGUUGCUGUCAGAGCCGAGGAGGAAGAAGAGAUUCUGAGAGCACAAGUCUGUGAGGUCAUGGCCGAAAAGGUCAAGGUGUACUAUGUGGAUCAUGGCUUCUCAGAGGUGAUCAGCAAAACUAAAGUUUUUGAGCUGCAUGAGAAGUUUUUCAAACUGCCUUUCCAGGCAACCAAGUGUAAACUAGCAGGUCUGGAGCCAUUCUGUCAGGAGCCUGCAGUGCUGAAGAAGUUUGAGACAAUGGCAAGUGGUAGGAUCCUUUUGGCUGAGAUCCUAGAGAGAGGACAGACCCCUCUUGUCGUCCUGUACGACACAUCACAGGAUGAUGAUGUCAACAUCAACGCUGCCUGCAUGAAAGCUUUGCAGGACAAGACAUUAGCAAGCCCCUUACAGGUGAACAGCGCUUAUAUGAACGUGACUGUCAGCAGUGUCUGCUCAGAUGGGACCAUCUACUGUCAGCUGCCCUCCAGAGGCCUCGCCAAGCUGAAUGAGAUACUGGAGAAUAUAGAGACGUACUUCCACUCACAGGUAACAUCAGAGUUCCUGGUAUCCAGACCCUUUUGUGGGAAAGGAUGUCUGGCUCGCUACAAAGGCAAAUGGUCCCGUGUAGAGAUCACCAACCUGCAUGGCAGCAGAGUUUUGGACAUCCUGUUUAUCGACGUGGGUGUCCAGGCAUCUGUAGAGGUGAUUGAGCUGCGAGAGAUUCCACCACUGUUCCUCCGUGACCUUAUAGCUAUCCCACCACAGGCUGUCAAGUGCUGUCUAGCAGACCUGGCUGUCAGUGUUGGAUCCUGGACUCCAGAUGCUGUCCAGUGGCUUCGAGAGAAAGUGCUCAACAUCACUGACUGCAGCAUGAAGGUUGCCAAGGUGGAUGAAACCAAGCGCUGCAUCUACGUUCACCUGUUCACCGAUAAGAACUUCCACGACCCGGCUCGCAGCCUCAACCAUCAGAUGGCCCAGUCUGACCUGUUCAAACAGCAACCAGAUGUUUUCCUGACGAGCCACAGCCCUGCUAAGAUCUCCACACCUACUUCAUCCUCCAAGACCUCCACUACCAGUGACUCCACUAAUGGCAAUUCAACAUCAACUUCUGUCCCAGCCAAGCCUCAUCUCAGAAGGGCGCUGUCAGGACCCAAAGGAGGUGGAGGAGGAAACACAACCUCCAUCACCACCCCACCAGAGACACCGUCAUCCCCCACACACUCUCUCCAGCUGCCAUCACUAUUAGAGCUGCCCCCAGCAGGAAACAACAUGGAUGUGUAUGUAUCAGUGGCGUGCCAUCCAGGCCACUUUGUGCUGCAGCCCUGGAGAGAUAUGUACAAACUGGUGGUGUUGAUGGGAGAAAUGAUUCUGUACUACAAUAAAACUGAGGAGAAACCACUAAACAUAGAGAAGAAUCAGAUAUAUGCUGCUAAAGUGGAAAACAACUGGCAUCGUGUGUUAGUGAAGGGAGUAUUGACCAAUGGGUUGGUGUCUGUCUAUGAGUUGGACUAUGGUAAACAUGAGCUGGUCAGCUGCACCCAGCUCAGACCUUUGAUCAAGGAGUUCAGACAGCUGCCGUUCCAGGGAAUCACUGCUCAGCUGGCUGGAGUGAAGCCCAGGCAGUGGUCAGAGGAAGCCUCCAUUGUUUUCAGGAAUCACGUGGAGAAGAAACCACUCGUGGCCCAGCUGGAGGCCAUACAGGAAGCCACUAACCCGUGGGACAGAAAGCUGACGGUCUUCCUGGUCGACACUUCACAGGAAGAGAGGGACAUCUGGGUGCAUGACAUCAUGGCUGAGUUUGCUGAUGAGCUUACCAAUGAGCUGUAGACAAAAGAUUGUCAACAAGUCUUUCUAGUAAAGCAGUUGUCCUCCUUCUCAAUGAAGACACCAUGAGUUGUGGAUAGAUGAAAUAGGAGAAGCUUAUUCAUCUUUAUCGACGGUAUCUACCAUUUAGGGGGACUGAGAGAGGAAGGAAGGAAAGAAGAAAGGAAAAAAUGACAGAGAAGUUAGAGAAGUUUUGAAAAGAAGGGAAACUGAGAGGUUCAAUGGUAUGUGGAGGCUGGCAUUGACAGAAAGAUGAGUAGGCAUAAUAGCCACUUGUUUGUUGUGUUAGGGGCUGUACAAUGAAGGAUGUUGUGAUGUGAUUUGAGUGACUGCAGUGUGACCAUUGGAUAAUACACCCAUGCAUGAUGUCAUGGUUAAAUCCAAACUUGCUACAAACACAUUUACAGUACAAAACCUGUUAAAUGUAUCCAUAAUAGUCUCGCAAAGCUGCUGAAAUGAUACAACAUGCAUUAUUAUACCAUUUGGUAUGGGCUUUAAUCCAAAGCAGCGUACUAAAGUAGCCUUUCCAUGAGCUCAUCCAGUUGUAGUGUGUGUCAUACUGGGGACGCCUGAAUACCCUCAACCCUGCCAAUGUGAGCACCGUGCAAAGGGCGCAAAAUGUUCAAAUUAACUCAGCAAGUUUUCACAUGCUAGGAAAUCUUAUAUGCAUUUGUUUACCAAAUCUGCUUUUUGAAUGGUAUUUGUGAUUGUCAUAAAGUUUACAAAAGUAAGAGCAAACAUUCCCCUAAGAGGAGCAGAAAUGAACACGUCAGAGAGUUUUAGGAGACGGACAUAGAGAGACCAGGAGGUAGUUAAGUCAGAGUCUUUGGACAAAAGUUAUAUUUUGUGAUGAAUUUAUUUAAACUCAAAGACAGCGUGAAAAAAUUACCGUCUUGGCAAUCAACAGGAAGUGUUUUAAAUGUCGUGAUAAACAGGUUUUGUUUGCAGUUGCCCCCUUUUUAGCACAUGCAUGCUAAGACCCAAACUGCUGUACCCCCUAGACAAACAAGACAGAAGUUAGUAGGCUUUGCUGAGGGGUGAUAUACUUAAUAUCAGAUAUAUUUUUUGUGUUGUUGUUUUUUUUUUUUUUUUUUUAAUUCUGACAUCAGUUAUCUUCAGUGGUACAUCCUUGCCCUACAUAUACUGUAGAUGAGCAGUGGUUUGGGAAUUGAAAGUAGACUAAAGGCUGGCAAACCAUCAAAGUUACAUUGUGACUGCUUGUAAACAAGAUAAAUGUGACUUUUACAAUUUUAUUUUUUGAGGAAAAAAGGCCCACUAACAACAGUAAAAUGCAUGUGUUAAAACCCAGGUCCUGACUCCUGUGAUGGCAGUGUCUCAUCUAUCUCCUCUCCACCUGUGAAACACUGACCCCAGUGAGACUUUAUGCUUUUUAGGGGGUUGUGGAUCUUUCAGCAGAUUUCAUGUUGCUGCAUGUUGCAGAUCUUUCUGAGUUGUGUGCACAUAUAGUUUGAUGUUAUAAUAAUAAACUGAUUAAGUUACCAGUAGUGUUAAGCUAGUAGAUUUUCAAAUAGAAGAUAAUUUGAUAUUCAGCUUAUGGUUGGUUCUAGUACCACCAUCCAAUGUUGGCCUGAUGUGGGAUUUUAUUCUGAAAUGUGACUUUUUUCUGACACACCCACACCAUGUUUUUGGAUGUGCUUCUCCAACUCUAAAGACAGGAAACCUGACAAAGCUCAAAGCUGCAUUGUUGUUAACAAUUGACAAGUGACAUUAAUUUAAUUUAUAUUUAACUUAUAUUCUCUAGAUGAUAAUCAUUUCUUUAUCAUUUCCAUUUUGUCAAACAGUAACCAAGAGGUAAUAAAAGAAAUGUUUUUGGAAUAAAGUCUGUAUGAGAGGUUUAAA
Lates calcarifer (barramundi perch) is the source of this 5589-nucleotide messenger RNA. It is a transcript of the gene tdrd7b, whose product is annotated as tudor domain containing 7 b. NCBI's taxonomy places the organism in Eukaryota, Metazoa, Chordata, Actinopteri, Centropomidae. The transcript is spliced from 21 exons. The coding region runs from base 217 to 3732 and encodes 1171 amino acids. Gene Ontology annotation, biological process: lens fiber cell differentiation; lens morphogenesis in camera-type eye; spermatogenesis. The record is from RefSeq and is a predicted model, not a curated record.